AUGUCCAUCUCGCCGGCCAAGAAGGACCUGCACCCAAAACUGACGGCGAUGAACACACGGGAGCUGAUCUCCGGAAGUCUUGACAGCGUCAAGCAACAGGCGAAGGCCAUGGCAUCCACCGUCUCGUCAGCUAGGCCGGCGGACCUCCGCCGAAAGCUGGCCGAGAUGAACACGACCGACCUCGCCGCGGGCCUCGGCCACGUCAAGAACCAGGCGGCGGCAGCGGUUUCCACGCGCGAAGGCGCCGUGAAAGCCGCGGCGAUGGUCCUCGGGGGCGCCGUAAGCAUCUACUUCCUCUGGCCCGCGGCCGCCGCCCCCGCCGCCACCGGCGCCAUGAUGAACGCGCCGGGCGCCGCCGGCUUCGUCAUAUCCCGCGUGGCGUUCCUGGCCAAGAGGCAGCUCUACUUCCACGUCCUGCGCACUGCCGGCCCUGUCGCCGCAGUCGCGGUUCUCGUGUAGGGAUGGAAGCGACGCACGGAGGCAUGCACGCGAGCUGGCUACCUACCGUGUGUUUUCUUCAAGUGUGUGUGCGAUGUACUGUCUAGUGGUACUAGCAUUUGGGCGUGCGGACAUGCAUGGAGGAUUUGCCAUCUAUCCAAUGCAACGUGUACAAUAAGCUCUGCCUAGCUAGUGCUCGUAUUUGCCCUUGUUCUCCAGUGUAUUGUUCUACAUGAAGCAACUGUUUGUCUACGUGUACUACUUUUGCCGAAAUAAUAUACUA
Messenger RNA from Triticum aestivum (bread wheat), 721 nucleotides. RefSeq lists its product as uncharacterized. The record is from RefSeq and is a predicted model, not a curated record. The transcript has a single exon. Lineage: Eukaryota; Viridiplantae; Streptophyta; Magnoliopsida; Poales; Poaceae. The coding region runs from base 1 to 459 and encodes 152 amino acids.